Molecule: messenger RNA, 2838 nt
Organism: Patella vulgata (common limpet)
Lineage: Eukaryota; Metazoa; Mollusca; Gastropoda; Patellidae
Product: retroviral integration site protein Fli-1 homolog
Exons: 8
Coding region: 148-1941 (597 amino acids)
Biological process (GO): regulation of transcription by RNA polymerase II; cell differentiation
Cellular component (GO): nucleus
Molecular function (GO): DNA-binding transcription factor activity, RNA polymerase II-specific; sequence-specific DNA binding
Source: RefSeq, a predicted model, not a curated record
AUAUAUAUAUAUACAGUAACUUUAUAUGUACAUAUUAAGCCGUUAUAUAUGACACAUGCGCAUUCUAUUUAGUUAACCAAUUUCAGUCUAUUUUCUUAAACCGGACACACUACUCAUCCAAUGUUUACUCUUUGAAGAUCGGCAAAAAUGGAUGAACAGCAAGAUGCCGUGGCUAGAGAAGAGAAUUUAGAAACAGAAAAAAACUAUGAAGAAACAACACAGAAAAGUCCAGUAGUUCAUUUAGAAUCUGUAGAAUGUGACUCGACAAUAGUUGAUAGCAUACAUUCCUCCAUAGCUCAUUCUAUAAGCCACACAUCGCAAGUUAAAAGCGAACCAGCUUUAAGUUCUACCCCAGUCUGGUCACCAUUCCAUACUGUAACAGGGACACCUCUUAAUUCGUUACAAGACGUCACGCCAUUUCAAAUGAACCCUGGGUCAGUAUACCAGAACCAGGCAUUACAGUAUUCCAGCGAAUCUCCAAGCAGUUAUUCGGGCCUUCCUUCAAUCGGCUCUAGCCUUACUGACCCGAUGAUGCCCCAGCCACAAGACGCGGAUGAUCUCGGAGCAUAUGACCCUACCCCGCUCAUGAAUGCCUCGCCUUCUCCUCACGCUACAUAUUCUGACCUUCAUUCUAAAGGAACACACCAAUUGCAACAGUCACCGUCACCAAAUCAUUUCGGUGAGCAUUCCAAAUCUCAUUCACUAGUGCAAGGAUCUCCGUCACCAAGUCAUUUCUCGGAAGUGUCUAAAAAUCUUGGGGGACAUAUGAAUAUUCCACCAUAUGAUAAUACCACUGUUCCUCAAUUAAUACCAGGACCACCUCAUCAUCACCAACAGCAACUUCAUCAUCAUCAACCACAUGAUCAGCAACAAGAACAACAUCAACAUGAAGAACAAGUAAAAUCACAGAAGAAGGUUAUAGUACCCACAGAAGUUUCCCUUUGGACAGAAAGCCACGUGGAACAGUGGUUAGAUUGGGCUAUUAGACAAUACGGUCUUCGUGAUCUCGAUUCUAAUUUAUUCCUUCAUACAGACGGUGCAGCACUUUGCCAAAUGAGUCGUGACGAUUUUCUACGAAAGGUGUCGCCUUAUAAUGCAGAAGUUUUAUUAACCCAUUUAGCGUAUUUACGGCAAGGUAGUUCUCCAACACGUCAAACACCAGACUUGCCUGAGAACAGUCCACACAUGGGAACAACCACCAUAGCUUACAAUCAAAACAGUUGUGGCGCUACUUAUUGUAUACCAAAAACAGAGCCAACAUUUACUAAAAGUCCAUGGUCAUCAAGUCCCCCUGUCACUGCACAAGGAUAUGGUCAUUCUGGGUUUCCUGGUAUUAAAUCAAAUUAUAACAACACCCACACACAAUGGAGAACACAAGAUCCCUAUCAACUGUUUGGACCGAUGUCAAGUCGAUUAUCUAGUUCAGGAAGUGGGCAAAUUCAGCUAUGGCAGUUUUUACUCGAACUGUUAUCGGACAGCGGAAAUGCUGCCUGUAUUACGUGGGAAGGAACCAAUGGCGAAUUCAAAUUAGUAGACCCUGAUGAAGUUGCAAGGCGAUGGGGUAAACGGAAGAGCAAACCUAACAUGAAUUACGACAAACUGAGUCGUGCUUUACGUUACUACUACGACAAGAACAUUAUGACCAAAGUUCACGGUAAACGUUAUGCUUAUAAGUUUGAUUUUUCUGGACUGGCCCAAUGCCUUCAAUCUAAUUCUAACGAUUCAUCUACACUUCGUUAUCAACAAGACAUGUUUGGAUAUUCGAGUCCCAACUUCAUGCCGACGCAUCCGCCGAUGUCAACUCCAGGGUCUGGCUUUUUUGGAUCCACGACACCUUACUGGUCAACAACGAACAGUAAUAUUUUCACCGGAAUUCCUGGUCAUGUGAUGCCCCAUCAUCCAGGUCAUCUGCCAUCACACUUAGGAUCUUACUAUGCAUAAAAACGUAUUAUUAGAUCUAUGUUUCUUUACAUUGUGUAUAUAGAAAAUUGUACUGAAAUUUUAUAUACAGACUUAAUUAAAUUUAAUUUAUACGAAAUAUAUUAAAUGUACAGUGUCUAUAUAUUAUGGUAAUCAUAUUGUUAGUGUUUAUCCCCUCUUUAUUAUAGAGAGAGUGCCAUAAUAUAUUAUUAUGUUUUAAUAUUAAUUAUUAAAAGGUAUUGAUCAUUCCUGCGUAAAUUAAUUAAAUAGUUAUUAAUUACUAACUGAAAUAAUUAUUAAACUAUUGUAUAUUUAUUUUUUUGUGCUUCAUAUUUUUAAUUUUAUUUUAUUAUGAUCUUGGUAAUAUCGAAUGAAAGCACUACAAAAUUUUUGAACUAAUAAAAGCAGUGUAAAAAAUGGUCGAUGAAAACUAGUGUAUCAUGUUAAAGCUUUUCCAGUUUCCUGUUGAGACUUCAUGUUACCAAAAUGCAAAUAGUCAAUAUAACUGAAUAAACAUAAUCGGUAGCAAUCUAGAGACUAGAGGAUGCCCAUACCAUUAUCUAAUGCUUGGCAAAUGAACGCCGCCAUUCACCUCCUUGCGUGGCAUGGCAAUAUAUUCUUAAAAGUCACUUGUUUCGAAGACAUUCUUAUGAAGUCAAAGGUCAGAUCUUGGAAAUCAAACAAGUAUUAUACAGGUAAUCAUUCAUUGAUCGGUCAGAUUUCAAUUCUCUUUGUUAAGUUUUGGUUCUCAUCUUUUUUAAUAGUCAGGCAGAUGAAGUGCUUUUGCUGUAUAUAUUAAAUCUGAAAAAUAUAUUGUUAUAGAUAAUAUCGAAAUGUAGAUAUAAUACAGUGUAUGUAAUAAUAUGAUGUAUAUUUAUUGAAUAAAUAAAACGCAAUAUUAUUCUAAAAAAAUAUAAA